CCCUUAUCUGGAACAAGAAUGACAUGGUCAAUUGCAAAAUGUUCCCGCAAAAGUAUAAAUGGUGAUCAACCGUUGAUGAGGCGAACUCGAAUCGUUUGAGUCCUGCCCUAUUUGGUUCUUAUUAUUUGUGAUUUCAGGUGGAAUACUCAAAAUAAUGGGAUUCUAGACCACAUCAAUGAUCUACCACUGGUAAAUUAUCUCGAAUCCGCAAAAUUAUAUCUAAAAGAUGGCGUCAGAUCCUGGAAACCAAACGGUGUGCGUUUGUCCUCCCGGAGAAAGGGAAGAUUUCGACUCUUUUCCCGUGUUGUUAUUGCAUCUAAAAAGGAUAGUCGCAGACAAUGCCGAAUAUUUUAGUAAAUACGCUCAUAAAGCUGUCUAUAAGAGGUUUCAUGAGUCUUUUAAGCAAAUUUUAGAUUCUAUUGGAUCAAUGGAAGAAUUGUCGACCUAUCUCGCUCAGAGAGUAACCCUCUUCGACUUCAGCCCCGAAAUCAAAGGCAACGGCUACAGGAGUUUAUUACGAAUAACGGAGCAUGGAAUUCGAGUGGUUACAGAAAUCAGUUACUAUUGCCUUACACACCGAGAAAAGUUUUACUUUAGAACUCAUCACUACUGUUUAGAAGUUGAAGCAUAUACCUCGCUAUUUUUGAGAGUGAGGGACCUCCUUCAGUAUUCCAAGACUUGUAUGGCAGAAAGCAAGCUAGGCGACUUAUUCCCGACUUCAAUUGACUCGCAAGUUAUGAUAGAAGCCGAGCAAAUGGAUAGAGAAUGCUUCUACGGACGUACGCUCGGGUUUCAGUACAUGCCAUCAUUACGACAGUUCCUUCACAUGGUUUGUGUGCUCAUGGCAUCCUUUGCUGAGGGCUUUGACCGUCAUAAGACCAGUCCAAUAGCCCUCAUGACGGCAUCUGUCCUACACACUGGCAAGUACACCGUCAACCCAGAGAUGAGGGCCAAGAAGAUCAUAAAAUUGACCGAAAAGACAAAUAUGGACUUUUGCCAGGCAUUCUGGGGAAUAACAGAGGGCUAUGGGAUUCAGCAUUUUCCACUGCUUGUGUGCCCCGCCCUUAAGGUGAACAGGGUUUUCCACAUCCCGUCUCAGCCAUUUGAGCUUGCAUCUCCUGAUGGGGAGUUGAUCUCUAUCGUACCUCCAUGCUCCUGGUCAGGGCUGGCCCCCACCCAGGUCCGACUGAUGUCAUAUGAAUGGAGGGAUGGCCAGAGUCGUGAUGGCAGUAAAGAAGAGGGCUCGGUGUCCAAACUCAAGCCUCGUGCUAAAGGUUUGAUUCUGCACAUUCACGGGGGAGGAUUUGUGGCCCAGUCUUCCAAGUCACAUGAGGUCUAUCUACGCAUGUGGGCACGUGACCUCAAUGUACCAAUCCUGUCCGUGGAUUACUCACUAGCCCCUGAUAACCCGUUCCCCCGGGCGCUAGAGGAGUGCUUCUUUGCAUACGCGUGGGCGCUGAAGAACCCCGACAAGUUGGGCACCACCCUGGAGUACGUGUGUGUGGCGGGAGACUCGGCAGGUGGUAACCUCAGCGUCGCCCUGUGUAUGCGCGCGGCGGAGUAUGGGAUACGUCGACCGGACUCGGUCCUCGCAGCAUACGCUCCAUUCAAUGUACAGUACAUCCCGUCCCCUUCCCGCUUACUUAGCUUGAUGGACCCCCUGCUUCCGACAGGCAUAUUAGAAGCAUGUCUGAAAGCCUACGCUGGCCUUGGAAAAUCCCCCUUUGAAGAGUGUAUCAAAACACCCUUUGUGCCACUGAUCGAGAGGAAGGUAACUGCACCCGUGGAUAUACAUGCGAACAAUGUGAAAGCGGAGUCGUUUCUGGAUAGACUCAGGUCGAGAGUGAGAAGCCCAGAAGAAAGUCCAUCAGUCGAGAGCCCCACUGUAGCAAAUGGUGACUGUGGUGAGCACGGGAGCCUUCUUUUGGCAAAUGGUGACUGCGAGGGGGCUGAGAGCUUUCAUAGUUGUCAAAGCUCUCCGUCAAAAGCUGAAAUUCAACAUAGACAUUCCACGUGUGGAUGCGCCCAUGGGGAAUCAGGAUAUGGCUGUGAAAAUGGUCAAUGUGAGUCGAAGGGUUCAUCUGUUCCUGAGGAUAACGAAGAUAAAACGGAGGCAAGUAAAUCCAACGGGAACAACAAUUCAAGAGGAGAUAUCGGUGAUGAUUUAUCGAAUGAAGGGGUCGAUAUUGAGAGCACUUGCAGCUUUCCUCAACGCCCAGGACACUUGAAUCUUAACAUCAAUGAUAGAAGUGACCAUUACGAAGUGACCCCUCAUGCCUCGGGCCACAUAGGCGUGCAGUACAGGCGUGGCAGCGAUGACUGUAUAGUGGUCAACGUGGUCGAAUCCCCGACAGGAGAAGACAUAGUCGAACCGUACUUACGCAUUGGUACCCCUCCCGACGAGGAGGAUGAGGACGGCGAUACCCUUUCACCCCAGAACGAGGGGGUUACUCUAAGGCGUGGCACGAAGACACCUAGGCCGAGGUCAAUGUCACAGGUGCCGCUACCCAUCGCUAAGAACCCGUACAUGUCACCACUGUUGGCGCCUGAUAACAUGCUUAGAACUCUGCCGCCCGUAGAUCUCGUGGCGUGCACGCUGGAUCCUAUUCUAGACGACUCCAUCGAGUUCGCCCGUCGCCUGCGUUCGCUUGGGAAGCCUGUGGAGUUAUACAUCCUAGAUGAUCUACCGCACGGCUUUCUCAACUUCAAUCUGCUCGCACAGGAGGCCAAGGAAGGAUGUGACCUGUGUGCAGCUUGCCUUAAGAGAACGCUUAUGGGAAAACGGAAACCUGACACGACCGACCGACCCCCUGUCUAUUAGGACCGGAAGUAAGGCUAUGACUUGUGUGCAGCUUGCCUUAAGAGAACACUUAUGGGAAAACGGGAACCUGACACGACCGACCGGCCCCCUGUCUAUUAGGACCGGAAGUAAGGCUAUGACUUGUGUGCAGCUUGUCUUAAGACAACACUUAUGGAAAAACGGAAACCUGACUCGACCGACCUUCCCCCUGUCUAUUAGGACCGGAAGUAAGGCUAUGACUUGUGUGCAGCUUGUCUUAAGACAACACUUAUGGGAAAACGGAAACCUGACACGACCGACCUUCCCCCUGUCUAUUAGGACCGGAAGUAAGGAGGUCUGUCACCAGUACUGAUUGUUCUUUUUCACCUCGCUUAUCAAAGUUUAGAGAGGAAGAAAAAUCAACACAAAGCUCCAACAAGCGAGUACAGGCAAGCGCAAUGCUCUUUAGUCAUAAGGAUUUGAAAUGUGUAUAUCUGCAAACAAACAAGAGUUCAAUGCUUAGAAAACAUUUCUAGCGUGUAUGUUUUGUAUAGUUCACAGAGACAUGCCUGAGUUCCGGAAGUUUCUAAUAAUAACACUACUUUUGGGGCAUUAUAAUAAUAACAGCCUGUCAAAAAACACUGUUAUGUGUUUUUUUCCGGGAACGAUUACCUUUCGGGACUUGAUGUCUUAGACGAGGAAAAAGAGUCGUUCGUAGGUUGUUGCUACAUCAGAUGAAUUCAUCGAUUACAUUUUUUAACUCCUUGGCUUUCGGCUAAGACGUGAACGUGAUUGUGGGGGAAAUAUGGGAAUGGGGUGUAGGGGAUGCUGCAUAACGGGGUCAAGAAUAUGUCCAAACCCUUUUUAAACGGUAUUAAAGAAUUCUAAAUUACAUAGUACAUACUUACGAGGGUAGUACAGCCUCAAAAUAGCGCCCCAGCAGUUAGGGGAUUCUCUCACAAGUUUCUUUGAAGUUAUUAGCAAAAUGUACAAAAUACAAUGCGAUUUUGAUAUAUAAGUUAUUCAUAGCUAUAUGUUUUCGCAAAUUCUAAUAUUUGUAAAAUUGAAUGAAUCUCAGAUGGCUUUAGUCAUUUCUUAUUUCGAAAAUGUUUUAUUUUGUUUCAAUGUUGCACAAUCAGUGUUUUUUAAUAUUCAAUUGGGAUGACGUCACUAUACUACAUACACCUAUUUCAAAUAUGGUUGCACUAAUGAAUCCUUGCAGGGGCGUAGCAAGGGGGUAGCCUAGGGCCCCCCCCCUUUUAGCUGCCAAAAAAAACCAGUAAAUGUAUGAGACAUUAUCUAAAAUACAGGAGAAAAAGGCCUUUAAAAGUCCCUUUUGGGCCCCCUCUUGUUAAAUAUCCCAGCCACGCCGCUGAUAUGGACGAAUCCUGGUCUUUGAAAGCAAUGUUAAUGUUUACAGGCUCAUUAACAGGAAUGAUAUAGAUUUCCACAACUUGAUUUGUUUCCUUCGCUCUCAUUUAUUAUUCGAUACUAAUAAAGCAUUGUGGAUCACAAUGGAUUCUCCGAUUGCAACCUUAUUUGAAAUAGUUGUAUCAUUGCUUUGUGGUAAGAAAUGGUUGUGCAGCUUUGUUCUGCCUGUAUAUAAUGUAAUCUUAUAUAAAAUUAUAUCCAUGCAUGAUGAAAUCCUAAAAAAAAAAAUAAAAGUGGUUGGGACUUAUUUAAGGGCAAAGUAUUUUAUAAAAAAAAGAUAUUCCAUCAUUCCAAUUGUUACCUGAAUGUUUGAAUAAAAAAGGAGACGUGA
Messenger RNA from Nematostella vectensis (starlet sea anemone), 4541 nucleotides. Its product is annotated as hormone-sensitive lipase. Gene Ontology annotation, cellular component: cytosol. The coding region runs from base 227 to 2821 and encodes 864 amino acids. Gene Ontology annotation, molecular function: triacylglycerol lipase activity; sterol ester esterase activity. The transcript is spliced from 7 exons. Gene Ontology annotation, biological process: triglyceride catabolic process; cholesterol metabolic process. The record is from RefSeq and is a predicted model, not a curated record. NCBI's taxonomy places the organism in Eukaryota, Metazoa, Cnidaria, Anthozoa, Actiniaria, Edwardsiidae.